Molecule: messenger RNA, 19805 nt
Organism: Alexandromys fortis (reed vole)
Lineage: Eukaryota; Metazoa; Chordata; Mammalia; Rodentia; Cricetidae
Gene: Pclo
Product: piccolo presynaptic cytomatrix protein
Exons: 27
Coding region: 70-15372 (5100 amino acids)
Biological process (GO): protein localization to synapse; presynaptic active zone assembly
Cellular component (GO): cytoskeleton of presynaptic active zone; GABA-ergic synapse; glutamatergic synapse
Molecular function (GO): protein binding; metal ion binding; structural constituent of presynaptic active zone
Source: RefSeq, a predicted model, not a curated record
GGCGGACCCCGGCUGGCGGGGCUCGGGCGGCCGCGGGCUUCUGCACCGGGACGUGUCCCGCCGAGAGCCAUGGGCAACGAGGCGAGCUUGGAAGGGGAAGGGCUCCCCGAAGGGCUGGCGGCGGCCGCAGGCGGGGCUGGCGGCUCGGGGAGCGCCCUGCACCCCGGAAUCCCUGCCGGCAUGGAGGCGGACCUGAGCCAGCUGAGCGAGGAGGAGAGGAGACAGAUCGCUGCUGUCAUGUCAAGGGCGCAGGGGCUGCCCAAGGGAAGCGUCCCCGCGGCCGCUGCGGAGUCGCCUUCUAUGCACAGGAAACAAGAGUUGGAUAGUAGUCAGUCUCCCAAGCAACCCGGAAAGCCCCCAGACCCUGGGCGUCCCGCUCAGCCUGGACUCAGUAAAAGCAGAACUACAGACACAUUUAGGUCGGAGCAGAAGUUGCCUGGAAGGAGUCCGUCCACUAUUAGCUUGAAAGAAUCCAAGUCCAGAACUGAUUUUAAGGAAGAGUACAAGCCUAGUUUGAUGCCCGGUUUCUUCUCAGACGUUAACCCUUUAAGUGCUGUCUCCUCUGUAGUAAAUAAAUUCAACCCUUUUGAUUUGAUAUCGGACUCUGAAGCAUCCCAGGAGGAAACAACAAGGAAACAAAAAGUUGCUCAGAAGGACCAAGGGAAAUCAGAAGGAAUCACAAAACCUCCCUUACAACAGCCCUCACCCAAGUCGGUUCCGAAACAGCAAGGGCCAGUGAAGGAAGGGAUACAGCAGGACCCCUCUCCCAAGUCAGCAUCUUCCCAACAAGCAGAAAAAAUAAAACCACAAGCCCCCAGCACAGGAAAGCCUUCCCAGGCAUCUUCCCAGCCUCCGCAGACGGACCAGACAAAGCUGCCUAUUGAAAGAGACGCAGCCAGGCCUCAGACUAAACCUUCAGAACCAGGAAAGCCUUCCCAGCAGAGCCCAGCCAAAACACCAGCUCAGCAAGCAAGUCCUGGGAAAUCUGCAGCCCAACAACCCGGACCUGCAAAGGCCACAGUCCAGCAGCCAGGGCCAACAAAGUCCCCAGCUCAACCAGCAGGGACAGUGAAGGCCCCAGUGCAACCUCCAGUGACAUCCAAGCCCUCGGUGCAGCAGGCUGGAGUCGAGAAGACUUCAUCUCAGCAGCCCGGGCCAAAGCCUUUAACUCAAACUCCUGGUCCUGGAAAGAUUCCACCAGGGCCAUUAAAGUCCCCGGCUCAGCAGCCAGGAACAGCAAAACUCCCAGCUCAACAAACUGGCCCACAGCCUCCAGCUAAGGUACCUGGGCCUACAAAGACUCCUCCAACUCAGCACCCUGGACCUGGGAAGACACCAGCUCAACAGCCAGGCCCAGCAAAGCCUCAGCCUCAGCCUCAGCAGCCUACCCCACCCCAGCCUCAGCAGCCCACGCCAGCAAAGCCCCAGCCUCAACAGCCCACGCCAGCAAAGCCCCAACCUCAACAGCCCACCCCAGCAAAGCCCCAGCCUCAACAGCCCACCCCAGCAAAGCCCCAGCCUCAACAGCCCACCCCAGCAAAGCCCCAGCCUCAACAGCCCACCCCAGCAAAGCCCCAGCCUCAACAGCCCGCUCCAGCGAAACCCUCAGCUCAACAGCCCGCUCCAGCGAAACCCUCAGCUCAACAACAGCCUAUGAAACCGACAAGCCAAACGGUCUCUGUAAGACCUCUGCAGCCACCACCGACUUCUGCAGCACAGACUCCAGGACAAGACCUCUCCAAAACCAUCUGUCCCCUUUGCAACACCACUGAACUUCUGUUGCAUAGUCCAGAAAAGGCCAACUUUAACACAUGCACUGAGUGUCAGACCACCGUCUGUAGCCUCUGUGGUUUUAACCCCAAUCCUCACUUAACCGAGAUCAAAGAAUGGCUCUGUUUAAACUGUCAGAUGCAACGAGCUCUGGGAGGUGAACUGGCUCCAAUUCCGUCCUCACCCAAGCCCAGCCCUAAGGCUGCCUCUGUACCUCCUGCAGCCGCGGCCAGCAACAAGCCACCGGCACCAUCACAGCCUGCUUCCCCCAAGAAGGAACCUCCACCCAAACAGGACGGCCCCAAAGCGCCUGAGUCGAAAAAGCCACCGCCGCUGGUGAAGCAGCCAACCCUUCACGGACCUACCCCAGCUACAACCCCAAAGCCUCCAGCGGCAGAGGCCUUACCUGAGCCAGCCCCUCCCAAGGAGCCUUCUGCACCCCUACCUGAACAAGCCAAGGCACCUGUUGCAGAUGUUAAACCAAAGCAGCCCAAGACGGCAGAGCCGCGCGCUGAUGUUCAAUCUUCAGCGGUGGCAACAACAAGGCCCGAUGUUCCGAGCUCUCAGGUGCAGCCACAGGCUCAAGUGCAAACAGCCCCUCCUUUGAAAACGGACUCUGCCAAACCUUCCCACAGUUUCCCACCAACAGGAGAAAAAACCACCCCAUCUGAUUCUAGAGCCAUGCCUAGGCCUGCAUCAGACUCAAAAAUUCUUUCACAUCCGGGGCCCAGUUCUGAGAGCAAGGAUCCAAAACACGUUGAUCCAAUUCCCAGAAAGGAAGAGCCUAAGAAAGCACAAACGAGGAUGAGUCCUAAACCAGAUGCCAAGCCAGUGCCAAAAGGGUCACCGACACCCUCUGGCCCACGACCUACCCCUAGUCAAGCUGCACCCCCAUCUCACCAGCCCCUAAAGCCUCAGGAGCAACCAAGGCGGUUCAGUUUGAAUCUGGGUAGUAUCACCGACGCCCCCAAAUCACAACCCACAACUCCUCAAGAAACUGUGACAGGGAAGCUGUUCGGGUUUGGAGCAUCCAUCUUUAGCCAAGCAUCAAACUUAAUUUCCACAGCAGGCCAGCCCGGACCUCAUCCACAGACUGGGCCGGCAGCCCCAACGAAGCAAGCCCCGACUCCAUCACAGACCCCUGCAGCUCCUAAACCCACAGGUCAGCUCCCACCAGCACCUGCCAAGGUGCCACCUGGGAAGAAGGAAACAAAGGCUCCGGCCGCUGAGAGCUUAGAGUCCAAACCUGAGCAAGCUCCAGCAGCAAAGAGGCUAGAAAAAGACAAGAAGCCCCCACCCAGUAAGGUCAGCAAACCUCCACCUGCUGAGCCUGACAAGACCACCAAAUCGGAGCCAACCUGUCCGCUCUGCAAAACUGAACUCAACAUAGGCUCUCAGGAUCCUCCCAACUUCAACACUUGUACAGAGUGCAAGAGUCAAGUGUGCAAUCUCUGUGGAUUUAACCCAAUGCCCCACUUGACGGAGAUUCAAGAAUGGCUUUGUUUAAAUUGCCAGACGCAGAGAGCAAUUUCAGGACAACUUGGAGACACGGGCAAAAUGCCUCCUGUAUCGUCAGGACCCAAGGCAUCUCCUGUGCCUGCCCCUGCCGAACCACCGUCUCAGAAAACACCGAGGGCCCCUGUAAAAGAUAAAAAGAAGGAAGCAGAAGUCAAAACUGAAACUGAAAAACUGAUUCCAGAAAAAGAGACACCAUUAGUUGAGAAGACCCCUGCGACGGUCACCAUAGAUCAAAAACCAGAAGAGAGCAAAGUAGAGAAAGGCAAAAUUUCAGCCUGGAAAGAAAAGAAAUCACCUUCUCAAGAGGAAAAACCACUCCCGGAAGAUAAAACGAGAAAGAAGCCACUUGACGAAAAGUCGGCACCUGCUGAAGAAAAACCACCCCUUGAAGGAAAGAAGCCAACCCCCGGGGAUAAGGAAUUACCCCCAGAAGUAAAGCCACUGGCCUUGGAGGGGGAAGAGAAACCUGAAAUACUUCAAGCUCAAGCACAAAUUCCUGCAGAGCCCACAGCAGGGGUGGCCGCCAAGGCAGGGGGAGGAGAGGGGCAGCCCGAGGCCAGGACUGAAGAUCUGCCGAGGGACACACCUCAGACUUUGCCCAAGGAAGCAGGGAGGGAAAGCGGUGCGGAAGGCAGCGCCAAGUCUGACCUGGUGGGGCCUGGCAAAGAAAAACCGGAAAAGGAAGAGGACAAGUCCGACACCUCCAGUUCUCAGCAGCCCAAGAGCCCACAAGGUCUGAGUGACACAGGCUACUCUUCUGAUGGAAUAUCAGGUUCUCUUGGUGAAAUCCCAAGUCUUAUACCAAGCGAUGACAAAGAUUUGCUCAAAGGACUCAAAAAGGACUCUUUCUCACAAGAAAGCAGCCCUUCCAGCCCCUCGGACCUAGCGAAGCUGGAAAGCACAGUACUAUCCAUAUUGGAAGCUCAGGCGAGUACACUGGGUGAUAAAUCAGAAAAGAAAGCACAGCCCCAGAAGGUUUCUCCUGAGCAGCCUCAGGAACAACAAAAGCCUCAGACCCAGUCUGAAAUGCUGGAUAUUACUCUUUCAGAAGAAGAGGUCAAAGAGAGCCAAGAAAAGAAAGAAAGUUCCAAAAGGGAUAGCCAACAAGGCUUUCCUUCCAGGAAGGACCAUAAAGAAAAGCCUGAGCUGGUUGAUGACCUAAGUCCAAGAAGAGCAUCCUAUGAUUCCGUGGAAGACAGCAGCGAAAGUGAAAACUCCCCUGUCGUACGUCGAAAGCGGCGAACUAGUGUUGGCUCCUCAAGCAGCGAUGAGUAUAAACAGGAAGACAGCCAAGGUUCUGGGGAAGAAGAGGACUUCAUACGAAAACAGAUUCUCGAAAUGAGUGCGGAUGAGGAUGCUUCUGGCUCUGAAGACGAUGAGUUCAUCAGGAGUCAGCUCAAAGAGAUUGGCGGUCUUCCUGAGAGCCAGAAAAGGGAAGAAGCCAAAGGCAAAGGGAAAAGCACAGUGGGGAAGCACAGACGACUGACUCGCAAGAGUACCACUAGCUUUGAUGAUGACGCAGGGAGACGUCAUUCCUGGCAUGACGAGGACGAUGAAACAUUCGAUGAAAGUCCUGAGCUCAAAUUCCGAGAAACUAAAAGUCAGGAGAGCGAAGAACUUGUCGUUGCUGGAGGCGGAGGGUUACGUCGUUUUAAGACGAUCGAACUCAACAGCACGACAGCAGAUAAAUACUCCGCCGAGUCCUCUCAGAAAAAAACAACUUUGUAUUUUGACGAAGAGCCUGAAUUAGAAAUGGAAAGCCUCACAGACUCACCCGAGGACAGAUCUAGAGGAGAGGGGUCCUCUAGUCUCCACGCAUCCAGCUUCACUCCUGGCACGUCCCCUACAUCGGUGUCGUCACUCGAUGAGGACAGCGACAGCAGCCCCAGCCACAAGAAAGGGGAGAGCAAACAGCAGCGCAAAGCGCGGCACCGGACACAUGGCCCUCUCUUGCCCACCAUCGAAGAUUCUUCGGAGGAAGAAGAAUUGCGAGAGGAAGAAGAAUUGCUCAAAGAGCAAGAGAAGCAGCGGGAAUUAGAGCAGCAACAAAGGAAGAGUUCUAGUAAGAAAUCAAAGAAAGACAAAGAUGAACUUCGAGCUCAGAGAAGGAGAGAAAGACCCAAGACGCCACCCAGUAAUCUCUCUCCCAUUGAGGAUGCAUCUCCCACGGAAGAAUUGCGCCAGGCGGCAGAAAUGGAGGAGCUCCAUAGGUCCUCUUGUUCUGAAUACUCACCUAGCAUAGAAUCCGACCCGGAAGGAUUUGAAAUAAGCCCUGAGAAAAUAAUAGAAGUUCAGAAAGUUUAUAAAUUGCCCACAGCUGUGUCUUUGUACUCACCCACAGAUGAGCAAUCUGUGAUGCAGAAAGAAGGUGUUCAGAAGGCGCUGAGGAGCGCCGAAGAGAUGUAUGAAGAAAUGAUGCAGAAAACCCACAAAUACAAGUCCUUCCCAGCUGUAAACGAGCGAGACGAAGUGUUUGAAAAAGAGCCGCUGUAUGGGGGCAUGUUAAUAGAGGACUACAUUUAUGAAUCUUUAGUAGAGGACACAUACAAUGGAUCUGUAGAUGGCAGCCUGCUCACCAGGCAAGAAGAACAAAACGGAUUUCUGCAGCAGAGAGGGAGAGAGCAAAAGAUAAGACUCCCCGAACAGAUUUACGAUGAUCCUAUGCAGAAAAUUACAGACCUCCAGAAAGAGUUUUAUGAGUUAGAAAGCUUACAUUCUAUCGUGCCUCAAGAAGACAUAGUUUCGAGCUCGUAUAUCAUUCCAGAAAGCCACGAGAUAGUGGACCUGGGCACCAUGGUAACUUCUACCAGUGAGGAAAAGAAAUUAUUAGAUGCUGACGCUGCCUACGAAGAACUUAUGAGGCGGCAGCAGAUGCAGGUAACAGAUGGAUCCAGUCCUCCGCAGACCACCAUCGGGGAUGACAUGACAGAGUCCACUAUGGAUUUUGACAGGGUGCAAGAUGCAUCUUUGACAUCAAGCAUCCUUUCUGGAGCAUCUCUUACAGACUCAACCAGCAGCGCCACUCUCUCUAUCCCAGAUGUUAAGAUAACCCAACAUUUUUCAACAGAAGAACUUGAAGAUGAAUAUGUAACUGAUUAUACCAGAGAAAUUCAAGAAAUAAUUGCCCAUGAGUCACUGAUAUUGACCUACUCCGAGCCUUCAGAAAGUGCUGCGUCUGUCCCCCCGUCCGACACACCUUCUCUUACGUCAUCGGUUUCUUCCGUCUGCACCACCGACAGCUCCUCACCUGUCGCUCCCCUGGACAGUGUAACCGCGGCUUAUACAGAGCCAGCGGGAGGAAUAACUAAAUUUGAAGACUCUGAGGAAAUUUCUUCCUCCACUUAUUUUCCGGGCAGUGUCAUAGACUACCCAGAAGACAUAGGCGUGUCCUUAGAUCGGACCAUCAUGCCUGAAAGUAGAACGGAUGGUGACCAUGCUGUGAUUUCCUUCUCUAGUAUGACCCCUUCUGUCACAGAAACUGUAGGACCUAAAGCUGGCAGGCCACACGCUGACACCGUGUCCACGGACUUACCUACAUCUGAAAAAGAUCCCAUAAAAGGCAAGACAGAAACUGGGGAUGGAAUUAUUCUAGAGGUUUUGGAUGCUUACAAAGAUAAAAGGGAAGAGUCUGAGGCUGAAUUCGCAAAAAUCAGCUUACCUGAAACUGGGUUGGUCCAAACACCUCAUUCCGUCAUAGCCCCGCAGAUGAAAGAACAGCCUGUAUCUCCAUAUCCUGUAUCUGGAAAGGUCUCGGGUCAGGAAAAGCCCACAUAUAGGUUACCAUCAGCUGGUCCUCCUGUUUCUACCCACCCACCUAAAUCUCAUCCAUUUUUCCGAAGUUCUUCUUUAGACAUAUCAGCCCAGCCACCCCCUCCUCCCCCUCCACCUCCUCCACCUCCACCACCACCUCCUCCUCCUCCUCCUCCUCCUCCACCAUUGCCCCCAGCAACUUCACCUAAGCCAAUCAUUUAUCCUAAAAAAAAAUUGGCCACUCAAGCUCCAGUGACUCCAACGACUAUCUCUACAACCCACAUUGAUGUUGUUACUACAGUGGAGGUCACAGCCGCUCGGAGGAGUAAUGGGCUACCUACCACCAAAGUAUGUGCCGCCGCACCGCCUCCUGUCCCUCCGAAGCCUGCUUCAAUUCCAACUGGACUUGUGUUUACACAUCGGCCAGAACCAAUCAAACCUCCAAUUGCCCCCAAGCCAGUAGUUCCUCAGAUUCCGGUAACUGCACCAAAAACAACAGACACGUGCCCCAAACCAACAGGUCUGUCUUUAACUUCAAGUAUGUCCCUGAAUUUAGUGACUUCAGCAGAUUACAAACUGCCUUCCCCUACCUCCCCACUUUCCCCACAUUCCAAUAAAUCCUCACCAAGGUACUCUAAGUCUCUAAUGGAGACGUACGUGGUUAUCACAUUGCCCUCUGAACCUGGGACUCCAACAGAUUCUUCUGCUGCCCAAGCCAUUACCAGCUGGCCCUUGGGAUCACCCCCAAAAGAUCUAGUUUCCCUUGAAACAGUGUUUUCUGUAGUUCCUCCUAUGACAACUACGGAAAUUCCAAGUUCUUCACAGCCAGCCCUGUACGCACCAGGAGCUUUGGAGACCUUUUCUUCUGCCCCUAUUGUGACACCGUCUCUAUUUCAAGGAGCUCCAACAUCACUUACACAGUUCCUUCCAACAGAAGGAUCAAAAACCCAGGUUUCUGCGACCGGAAGCACAGCCCCCAGCAUCGCUCCCAGAAGUGUUUCCAUACCCAUUCCGCCAGAGCCUCUUGCUCUAGACAGGCGUCCGUACAAGGAAAAUGGAAAGUUGCCACUUACUGGUGAUGCCAUUGAUUUACGAACAAUACCAAAAACAGAAGCUAAAGCAGCUGAAAAAUGUAUGGAUCUUUCUGCCUCUGCCAUGGAGGUGAAAAGGCAGACCACGACAAAUGAAGUUUAUGGGCGACAAAUUAGCGCCAUCCAACCUUCUAUCAUAAAUCUCAGCGCGGCUGCCUCUUUAAUAACUCCAGUCGGCCUAGACUCGGAGACAGUGGCGGUUGUCACAUGCACCGAUACCACAACUUACACAACAGUCACGGGAAGCCAAGUGAGCGGAGAGCGUGCAGGGGCAGUACCGCUCCAGCUUACCGUCUCGAAACAUACUGAGUCACCCUAUAGGAUAGCAGGCGGCCAGACAUUUCCCACGAUCAGAGACGAAGCACCAAUCAACUUAUCGCUGGGUCCCUCCGCUCAGGCAGUGACAUUGGCGGUGACGAAGCCUGUCACUGUGCCCCCUGUCGGUGUCACCAACGGAUGGACUGACAGCAUCGCAUCUCAGGGGAUCACAGACGGAGAAGCGGUAGAUCUCAGCACGUCCAAGUCUCAUAGGACAGUUGUCACAAUGGAUGAGUCUACUUCCAAUGUGGUGACCAAAAUAAUAGAAGACGACGAGAAGCCUGUUGAUCUGACCGCGGGAAGAAGGGCUGUGUGCUGUGACAUGGUUUAUAAGCUGCCUUUUGGAAGGAGCUGCACAGCGCAGCAGCCUGCCACUACCCUUCCUGAAGACCGCUUCGGUUACAGGGACGAUCACUAUCAGUAUGAUAGAUCAGGGCCGUACGGUUACAGAGGGGUUGGUGGAAUGAAACCCUCCAUGUCUGACACUAAUUUGGCAGAAGCUGGACAUUUUUUCUAUAAAAGUAAGAAUGCUUUUGAUUACUCUGGAGGCGCUGAUGCAGCCGUAGAUCUAACUUCAGGGAGAGUAUCUACAGGUGAGGUAAUGGAUUAUUCAAGCAAGACUACAGGUCCAUACCCAGAAACACGCCAAGUCAUUUCAGGAGUUGGGAUUAGUACCCCGCAGUAUUCCACAGCGAGAAUGACUCCUCCUCCAGGACCGCAGUAUGGAGCGGGAAGUGUUCUGAGGUCAUCUAAUGGUGUUGUCUAUUCUUCGGUAGCAACUCCGAUCCCCGCCACAUUUGCUAUCACCACUCAGCCCGGCUCCAUUUUCAGCACCACGGUCAGGGAUUUGUCGGGCAUUCACACAACAGAUGCACUGACUUCACUCUCAGCCCUGCAUCAAAGCCAGCCAAUGCCUCGGUCGUAUUUCCUAACAACGGGUGCAUCCGAAACAGACAUCUCAGUGACCGGCAUUGACAUCAAUGCCAGUCUGCAAACGAUGACUAUGGAAACUCUCCCUGCUGAGACGGUGGACUCUGUCCCUGCUUUCACCACAGCAUCGGAAGGGUUCUCUGAGGUGGUAGGAGAGGAAAGCACUCUUUCAAUGGUCUCUGACGAAGAUAAGCAGCAGCAGCAGCUUGACUUGGAGCGAGAGCUCCUGGAGCUGGAGAAAAUUAAGCAACAGCGCUUUGCUGAGGAGUUGGAGUGGGAACGUCAGGAGAUUCAGAGGUUCCGAGAGCAGGAAAAGAUCAUGGUUCAAAAGAAGCUGGAGGAGCUGCAGUCUAUGAAACAGCACCUCCUAUACCAGCAAGAAGAAGAGCGGCAGGCCCAGUUCAUGAUGAGGCAGGAGACGCUAGCUCAGCAGCAGUUACAGCUUGAGCAGAUUCAGCAGCUGCAACAGCAGCUACACCAGCAGCUCGAGGAGCAGAAGCUCCGCCAGAUCUACCAGUACAACUAUGACCCCUCUGGAAAUGCCUCUCCGCAAACCACCACUGAGCAGGCCAUGUUGGAGGGUCAGUAUGCUGCUCCAGAGGGCAGUCAGUUUUGGGCCACCGAAGAUGCCACCACCACAGCUUCUACCGUGGUGGCCAUUGAAAUACCCCAGAGCCAAGGAUGGUACACUGUUCAAUCCGAUGGGGUGACUCAGUACAUCGCUCCGCCCGGCAUCCUGAGUACUGUUUCAGAGAUACCUCUGACGGAUGUUGUGGUAAAAGAGGAGAAACAACCAAAAAAGAGAAGUUCGGGAGCUAAAGUUCGGGGGCAGUAUGAAGAGAUGGGGGAAAGUCUGGCAGACGAUCCGCGGAACUUGAAAAAGAUAGUGGACAGCGGCGUCCAAACUGACGACGAAGAAACUGCUGACCGGAGCUAUACCAGUAGAAGGAGGAGAACUAAAAAGAGCGUGGAUACCAGUGUCCAGACUGAUGACGAAGAUCAGGAUGAAUGGGACGUGCCUUCUAGGUCAAGGAGAAAAGCCCGUCCGGGGAAGUACGGAGACGGCAGCACCACAGAGGGUGACAAGACCAAACCCCUCUCCAAAGUCUCCAGUGUAGCAGUUCAGACAGUCGCAGAGAUAUCUGUGCAAACUGAACCAGUGGGAACCAUAAGGACACCUUCCGUACGAGCGCGGGUGGAUGCCAAGGUAGAAAUAAUUAAACACAUUUCAGCACCUGAAAAGACUUACAAAGGGGGCAGUUUAGGAUGUCAAACAGAAACAGAUUCAGACACACAGAGCCCUCCUUAUCUGGGUGCCUCCUCUCCACCCAAAGACAAGAAACGCCCAACACCUUUAGAGAUUGGGUACUCCUCAGCUCACCUUCGGGCAGACACCACAGUCCAGCUGGCUCCUUCCCCACCCAAAUCUCCCAAGGUCCUCUACUCACCCAUCUCCCCACUGUCACCAGGCAAAGCAUUAGAAUCAGCCUUUGUACCUUACGAGAAACCCCUCCCUGAUGACGUAAGUCCACAGAAAGUACUCCAUCCAGACAUGGCUAAAGUGCCCCCAGCAAGUCCUAAGACAGCCAAGAUGAUGCAGCGUUCUCUGUCUGACCCCAAGCCUCUGAGUCCUACAGCGGACGAGCGUUCCAGGGCUCCUUUUCAGUAUUCCGAGGGCUUCACGACCAAAGGUUCUCAAACCAUGACAGCCUCUGGAACCCAGAAAAAAGUCAAGAGAACACUGCCAAACCCCCCUCCCGAGGAGGCAUCUACGGGAACACAGUCUGCUUACAGUACAAUGGGCACUGCGUCCAGGAGAAGAAUGUGCAGAACUAACACCAUGGCUCGAGCCAAGAUUCUCCAGGACAUAGACCGAGAGCUCGACCUCGUAGAAAGGGAAUCUGCCAAGCUUAGAAAGAAGCAAGCAGAACUUGACGAAGAAGAAAAGGAGAUUGAUGCCAAGCUACGGUAUUUAGAGAUGGGGAUUAACAGGAGAAAAGAAGCAUUGCUGAAGGAGCGAGAAAAGAGAGAGCGUGCCUACCUGCAGGGGGUAGCCGAGGACCGGGAUUACAUGUCGGACAGUGAGGUCAGCAGCACCAGACCAAGCCGAAUAGAAAGUCAACACGGCAUCGAGCGGCCGAGGACAGCUCCGCAAACUGAGUUCAGCCAGUUCAUACCACCCCAAACCCAAACGGAAGCUCAACUGGUUCCUCCAACGAGUCCUUACACACAAUACCAGUACUCCUCGCCGGCUCUUCCCACCCAAGCACCCACCCCGUAUACUCAGCAAUCUCAUUUUCAACAGCAGACCCUGUACCAUCAGCAAGUCUCACCUUAUCAGACUCAACCCACCUUCCAAGCGGUGGCAACCAUGUCCUUCACACCCCAAGCUCAGCCCACUCCAAGCCCACAACCGUCUUAUCAGUUGCCGUCCCAGAUGAUGGUGAUACAGCAGAAACCUCGGCAAACGACAUUGUAUUUGGAACCCAAGAUAACGUCCAACUAUGAAGUGAUUCGCAACCAGCCCCUGAUGAUCGCUCCUGUUUCGACUGAUAAUACGUACGCUGUUUCCCACCUCGGGAGUAAGUACAAUAGCUUAGAUUUGAGAAUAGGGCUGGAAGAAAGAAGCAGCAUCGUGAGCAGCCCAAUAUCAAGCAUUUCUGCAGACUCUUUCUAUGCAGAUAUGGACCACCACACUUCAAGGAAUUACGUCCUAAUCGAUGACAUUGGGGAAAUUACCAAAGGAACAGCGGCACUAAGCACAGCGUUUAGCCUCCACGAGAAAGAUCUGUCCAAAACGGACCGUCUCCUUAGAACCACCGAGACCCGCAGGUCUCAGGAAGUGACCGAUUUCCUGGCGCCUUUGCAGACUUCCUCCAGACUCCACAGCUAUGUGAAGGCAGAGGAGGACCCGAUGGAGGAUCCUUACGAGUUAAAGCUUCUGAAACACCAGAUUAAGCAAGAAUUCCGCAGAGGCACCGAGAGCCUCGACCACCUUGCUGGUCUUUCACAUUAUUACCACGCCGAUACUAGCUAUAGACAUUUCCCCAAGUCUGAAAAGUAUAGCAUCAGUAGACUCACCCUUGAAAAGCAAGCAGCCAAACAAUUACCAGCAGCCAUACUCUACCAAAAGCAGUCGAAGCAUAAGAAAUCGUUAAUUGACCCUAAAAUGUCAAAGUUUUCACCUAUUCAAGAAAGCAGAGAUCUUGAACCCGACUAUCCAAGUUAUAUGAGUUCUAGCACUUCAUCUAUUGGUGGUAUUUCUUCUAGGGCAAGGCUUCUUCAAGAUGAUAUCACAUUUGGUCUCAGAAAAAAUAUUACAGAUCAACAAAAAUUCAUGGGCUCAUCACUUGGGUCAGGACUGGGCACAUUAGGAAACACCAUCAGGUCAGCUCUACAAGAUGAAGCAGAUAAACCAUACAGCAGCGGAAGCAGGUCCAGGCCUUCCUCGAGACCUUCUUCUGUCUAUGGGCUUGAUUUAUCGAUUAAGAGGGAUUCUUCCAGCUCAUCGUUAAGACUGAAAGCUCAAGAGGCCGAAGCUCUCGACGUCUCCUUUGGCCACUCGUCAUCUUCUUCCAGAACUAAGCCCACCAGUUUACCCAUCAGCCAGAGCCGAGGAAGAAUACCAAUUGUGGCUCAGAACUCGGAGGAAGAAAGUCCACUCAGUCCUGUUGGCCAGCCAAUGGGAAUGGCCAGGGCUGCCGCUGGACCGCUGCCUCCGAUAUCUGCGGACACCAGGGAUCAGUUUGGAUCGAGCCAUUCACUGCCCGAAGUUCAGCAACACAUGAGAGAAGAGUCACGGACGAGAGGGUAUGACCGUGACAUAGCGUUCAUCAUGGAUGAUUUCCAACACGCUAUGUCUGACAGCGAAGCCUACCACUUGCGUCGGGAGGAAACGGAUUGGUUUGAUAAACCCAGGGAGUCUCGCUUGGAAAAUAGCCAUGGUCUGGACCGGAAAUUGCCAGAAAGAUUGGUUCACUCUAGACCCCUCAGUCAACAUCAAGAGCAGAUUCUGCAAAUGAAUGCCAAGACGAUGCACUACAUCUUUCCUCACGCAAGAGUAAAAAUAGCCAGAGACUCGAAGGACCACACAGUUUCAGGCAAUGGGCUAGGAAUUAGAAUUGUUGGUGGUAAAGAAAUCCCUGGCCAUGGUGGAGAAAUUGGAGCCUAUAUUGCUAAGAUUCUUCCGGGUGGAAGUGCAGAACACACGGGAAAACUUAUAGAAGGGAUGCAGGUUUUGGAAUGGAACGGGAUCCCCUUAACCUCUAAGACAUACGAGGAAGUACAGAGCAUCAUUAAUCAACAAAGUGGGGAAGCAGAAAUAUGUGUAAGACUGGACCUCAAUAUGUUGUCAGAUUCGGAAAAUCCCCAGCACCUGGAACUGCACGAGCCACCGAAAGCUGUGGACAAGGCGAAGUCCCCAGGGGUUGAUCCCAAGCAGUUGGCGGCGGAGCUGCAGAAGGUCUCCCUCCAGCAGUCCCCACUGGUCAUGUCGUCAGUCGUGGAGAAAGGGUCUCAUGCUCAUUCAGGUCCCACGUCAGCAGGAUCCAGCUCUGUUCCCAGCCCUGGGCAGCCAGGGUCGCCCUCCGUGAGCAAGAAGAAGCAUGGUAGCAGCAAGCCUACUGAUGCAACAAAGGUUGCCUCUCAUCCAAUUACAGGAGAAAUUCAGCUUCAAAUCAACUAUGACCUUGGAAACCUUAUAAUACAUAUUCUUCAAGCAAGAAAUCUUGUCCCUAGAGACAACAACGGCUACUCUGACCCUUUUGUUAAGGUGUACCUACUUCCGGGGCGAGGUCAAGUCAUGGUUGUCCAGAACGCAAGUGCUGAGUACAAGAGGAGGACUAAAUAUGUCCAGAAAAGUCUUAAUCCUGAAUGGAAUCAAACAGUAAUUUAUAAAAGCAUUUCCAUGGAGCAGCUCAUGAAGAAGACAUUGGAGGUGACGGUUUGGGAUUAUGAUAGAUUCUCUUCCAACGACUUCCUUGGGGAGGUGUUGAUCGAUCUAUCCAGCACAUCUCACCUGGACAACACUCCUCGGUGGUAUCCACUGAAGGAACAGACCGAGAGCAUUGACCACGGCAAGUCUCACUCCAGUCAAAGCAGCCAGCAGUCUCCAAAGCCCUCUGUCAUCAAAAGCAGAAGCCAUGGUGUCUUCCCUGACCCAUCCAAGGACAUGCAAGUUCCCACCAUUGAGAAAUCCCACAGUAGUCCUGGUAGCUCAAAAUCAUCAUCCGAAGGCCAUCUCCGAUCUCAUGGACCAUCUCGCAGUCAAAGCAAAACCAGUGUCACUCAAACGCACCUGGAAGACGCAGGGGCUGCCAUAGCCGCGGCCGAAGCCGCCGUGCAACAACUCCGCAUUCAACCAACCAAGCCCGCCAAUCACCGGCCUGCAGAGAGCUCCGUGUCCACCGGCUCCUCGGGCAGCAGCGUUGGCAGUGGGUACAGCGUGGACAGUGAAGGAAGCAGCUCCGCGCCAGGAGAAACCAAUCUACUUCCUAUCCCAAGGAUAGGAAAGAUGGGACAGAAUGGACAAGACCCUGUGAAGCAGCCAGGAAUGGGAGCGGCAGACACAGAAGCCAAAACUCAAGUGAUGGGAGAGAUCAAGCUAGCCCUGAAAAAGGAAAUGAAAACAGACGGCGAACAACUAAUAGUUGAAAUUCUCCAGUGCAGAAAUAUUACCUACAAAUUUAAGUCUCCGGAUCACUUACCAGAUUUAUAUGUGAAAAUAUAUGUGAUAAACAUCUCUACUCAAAAGAAGGUUAUCAAGAAGAAGACAAGGGUGUGCAGGCAUGACCGAGAGCCUUCCUUCAACGAAACCUUCAGGUUCAGCCUGAGUCCUGCGGGUCAUUCUCUUCAGAUUUUGCUUUUCUCCAAUGGAGGGAAGUUCGUGAAGAAGACUUUGAUUGGAGAGGCCUGUAUCUGGCUUGACAAAGUGGACCUGAGGAAGAGACUAGUGAACUGGCACAAACUUUUAGCCACGCCUACCCAAACACACUGAAGCUGCGUCUGCUCAGGGUGUGGAAGUGGAGCUCCGUAGCCUCAGAGGGAGACUGGAGUUGGACCCUUCUGUGCUGAUCCAUGUUUUCAGGGGCAAACAUGAGGAAGGAAACAAGAAGCCAACACACCGCGUUGUUGUGGAAUACAACAUGCCUCCUCAAGUUCACGUGUUGGAAGCAAACCGAAGAAAACAGGCCAGAGACCCUGGAUUUCUCAAAGCUGUGAAGAGAAGCUGCGGAAGGAGAUUUGACUUUUUGACGUGGCAGUCUUGGAGCAGCCUGGGCUGAAGCUAAUUAAGAGGCACAGAGGUUUUUCUAUGGCGGUCAAAGGUAAAGUGAAAGCAAUUGUUUGUGCACACAGAAACCUUGUGUUCCAAAGGACGGGUCGAGUGAAGCUCGGUUUUGAAAAGGACAAAACUCUUGGUCUUAUAUUCUCAUAAAACUUCCUGCUUUGGAACUCUGGCCUAAGAUGCAUCUCUGAGUUGUCUACAGGACCAGAAGGUGACUGUGUUGAUGGGGAAAAUGAAGCAGGAGUUGUGAACAAUGGAUUUGAGACUGGACCGUGCAUGUUUUCCCUAUGUCUACGUUAGGAAGCUAUACAGCGCUAGGUCUGGAUUCUAUCCGGCAGAAGCACAUCUCCUUUUGGUGUAACUUAAAAUAGUCAAGAGUGAAGAUAAUCGUAGGUUAAAAUUAAACUGUAUUUACCUAGAAAUAAAACAAAAAAAAACUAGUGACUGGAUACUAAAAGAGAAUGCUGACCCGCAAAACAUGUCCCUUGUUUGAAACCAUUACAGUCUCCAUAACGUUCCACUGAGUCAAGGCACUUUCAGCAGCACAUCCAGGCCUCUAGAUUAGUUGGUGUGCCCUAUGAGGAGCUUUGCUCAUUCACGAGGAGCUGCCCUCCAUGCGUCAUUCCACGUCUUUCCUUCCUCUUGCGUAAUGUGUUGUCAGAGACAUCAAAUUAUUGUUCUGGCAAAAAAAAAUCAUAUUUUAUCAUAUGACAUUGAUUAAACUGUUGUCACUUUCUAAUUUUUCUGUGGUUUUUCUCUAUACUCAAUAACAAUAUAAUGAACACCCUGACAACACCCUCAAGUCCUUUCUCCUGUUCUGCUUUCUUGUUGGUGAUAAUACCAUCGUGAGAAAGCUAAUGUUGGGAAAGGCUGGGGGGGGGAAUCAAUGUUGGAAAUUAAAAUACAUUUGAUCUAUUUUAAUAAUAUAGAACCAAACAACCAAUGUGUGCAUUGCCAAAACGAAGCACUCCCUCCCUAUCCACCACCAGUGUCAAUAAAUAAAAAGUAGCAGGGAGCCGCGGGACAUGCACUCAGCCGAGGCCGAAGUCCUGGCGUCUGGUCCUGAUUCUGCUCCUGACCUUGCACGUUACCACUUCUCAAAUGCAGGUCAAAUUCCCUUCCCCCUAAAUAAUGGUGUUUUCCUAUCCCUCCUAACAGGAUGCCAGGAUGCGCAAAUAAAGAGGUCUAGGAACUAGGAAAGCACAUUCCCAAAUACAAAUUGAAAGACAAUUAUUGUGUAGCUUUUUAAUUCACAAAUUUUAUAUGUGAGAAACAACUUCCAACCAAGGAUAAGCAUGAAUAAAAAGAGGAAAUUGUUCCAAGACUCAUUUUAUUCAACUUCCACUUAAAUAGACUUCCAUUUAACCUGAAAAAGAUAGAAUGUUAAAUAAAAGUUAUUUGUCAUACAAAAUUUUCUGAAGCCACAGCUCUUAUUCCACUAUCACAUUCUACCCAAAAUAAACAAAAUUGUUUUUCAGAGUACUUGAACUAAAAGUUGUUAGCUUAUUUAAGAUGAGGCUUUAUUGGGAUUGUAGGAAAUCAUCUCAAAAAUAUUGGCUGGAUAUUGAAUUUUCUCAUUUUUGGAAAAAAAAACAUUAAAUUUGAAAGUAAUGCAAGAACCUAGAAGUAAACAUUUCUAGUAUAUGCCAAAUUGUAUAUCUUAUACUCAUUAAAAAAAAUCCAAGUUCACUUUUUUUGUCCUAAAAUACCAACAUUCUCUUUCCCCUAUUUUCUUUCUUCUCCCCUCCCAAUGCAAUACCAUUUGCCACUGACAGUCUUCUAAGUGAACACGGGGGAUGCAAAUUUUCGAAGAUAGGAUAUUGCUAACAUUUAUCUUUAGAGACUACUAGAUAUAUUGGUGGUUGUCAUGGAUAUUUCCAGCAGACACUUGUACUGGAAACCUGUCACCAGUCACAACUGGGGAGGAAAGGAGUCUAGGAGGAUGUGGGACAUCAAAAGCUCUUCACAGGCAACUCGGGUCCAUCUCUUAGCCUGCUCUACCGUCUCUGGUACUCCGAGGGUUUGGUGGAAGGUUGUACAGUCGGGUAGCUUACUCCGUUCUUGUCGCAGCUUACACACUCAGAAGGCCCAUCAGAACAAACUCAACAGGAGUAGCUCUUACACCUGAAAUAAUGGAAGCCCUUCUAGGGCAGCUGCCCCUCCAUUCCAAGGGAGUAACAAUAGGGCUAGAUCAAUGAGAUCAAUCGAGAGUCAACGACAGGCUUCUUACCAUGCACCAGCAUUCCCCUUGAAAAAGGUCCUGCCAGUGUGCAGCUGACCAGGCUCCUAGGUUGUAACUGGACUUGUUCUAUGCAACACCAAUUCCUACAGGAAUGCACUUGGAGGGAUGCCACUGGCCCUUCUCACCACGGAACUCUUUCUUUUUUAAUUGCAAAGGGGGCUCUUAGUGGUUUUUUUUUUUUUACUUUUUUUUGGUAAAUAACACAACACAUGAUUUUCCAUUUUUUUACUUUAUGUUUUAUUACUAGAAUUAGCUUUUCUAUCUUAACAGUAACCAAGUUUAUAAUCUCUAAUCACUAGGCUAUCAAACUUCUUGCCGCACUUACACCUUGAGAAGCAUUUUGUUUUCCCUACUAGUCCACUGAGUCGUCAAAGACAGAAGUCGCUGGCUGGUUUAAAGAUGAGUAGUAAGAAAUCUUUCAACCGGAGAAGAAAAAGCACAGAGGGAAUUUUUAUAAAAACAGGGAAUUAUAGAAUCAUUGCUACAGAUGAUUACGUGACACUCGUAGCAAGAUGCUGGUGUUUUCUCUGGUUUUACUUAAUAUUAAGAAAAAUUUUGGUGACUCUGAACUUGUUUGAUUAGCAUUUCUGUUUCAAAGAACAAUACUCAACAUUAAGAGAUAGCACUUGCCCUUGAUCCUUAAUACGGUCCAUAUUUUAGUAAUUAAUGAUAGUUAAAUAUACAUCCUCUGCAUAUCUAUGAGGUUGAUUUGGGGAAUCACACACACUUGCAUAAUUGUAUCCUGGGAAAAUUAUAGCUGGUAACCAGCUGAUAUUGAUUCUCGUUCUAGAAUGGCUGUUAUGAUGUUGGUGGUAGCCAUAGUAACAAUAGUGGUGGCAGUGAUGUGAAGUAAAAUAAACGAUUUGUUACUAUAUUGUGCCCAAUUUAUGAGAAAUGAUUUAACCAAUGCUUCAUUUCAUUAAAAUACCAUAAAGAUGUCUAUAGUAUUUUUUUACUUUAUUAUUUAAAUCAUAACUAACAAUAUUUUUAAAAACUUAUUUUAAUUGCUAUAAUGUCAAAUAGUCCAAAAUUAGCCGACUACAGCAACAUGUGUUUAUAAAUAUAUGUAUGGACAGGAGAGACUUUCCCUCCUUUUGAGUUUGAAAUGAAAGUGAACGCUUGAUAACUCAUCAGGAGCUUUUCCCUGAAUAGCUGUUGGCCUCUAGUGUAACAGGAAUGAAUGCAUGAAGCUGACAGUCUCAUGGAAUAGGACAUAUCUAUGUUUUCUGUAUGUCUCGUGUGGCUGUUGUGAAAGAUGCACAGUCAACAAAAAUCGUUUAAUCAAGUUCUUUAUCCGAUAGGAAGCCUGAGAGCAUUUUCUGAAUCUGUUACCCUGUACAUAGCUAGACCUCUGAUAACACAGCAGCUGUUGAACUAACCCCAUCCUCUGGAAGUCAGCAUGUGAUUGUGAUUCUCAUUCAACUGUGUCUGUGUCUGUGUUCAGUGAUGUGCUCAGGUGCUCCUGUACUGACCAGUGUGUGUGCUAAUAUCUUACCAACACGUCUCUUUCAAAGGGUGUUUCUUGUCUAAGUUUAAAGCCUAAUAAAAUUUGUUUCCAAUAAAACACGAAGUACUUAGGGAUGUGUCCCAUUUCUGACCAUGUGUUGCAUGCUUUCUUGGUGAUUUGCAAAUCUUUUUAUUAUUUCUUUGUCUACCUAACUCUCUGAAAAAAAAUUUUAAUGAACAAAUGCAAAUUCCUGGGCUAUUGAUUGUAUAAACCGACCUGAAAAAUACAUGACAAUUGUGUAGAGCAAAAUGCUUGUAAAUCUGUCUUGAGUUUCACUCUAUGUAAAAACAUGUAUUGGUUUUGUGACCAUACACAAGUUGUAUCUUGAUAACUUAUGAAAACUGUGCUGUAUAAAGGCUGUUGUAUCAGCCUUAUUAAUAAAUAUUGAAACUAUCA